Dermochelys coriacea (leatherback sea turtle) is the source of this 6890-nucleotide messenger RNA. It is a transcript of the gene TTBK2, whose product is annotated as tau tubulin kinase 2. Gene Ontology annotation, molecular function: protein serine/threonine kinase activity; ATP binding. The record is from RefSeq and is a predicted model, not a curated record. Gene Ontology annotation, biological process: peptidyl-serine phosphorylation; signal transduction; cilium assembly. Bases 746 to 4822 code for a protein of 1358 amino acids. NCBI's taxonomy places the organism in Eukaryota, Metazoa, Chordata, Testudines, Dermochelyidae. The transcript is spliced from 18 exons. Gene Ontology annotation, cellular component: ciliary basal body; nucleus; cytoplasm.
ACUACACUACCCAGAAUGCAUUUUUGCCAUGCGCAUGCGUGCAGAUCAUUGUGACUCUGUUAACUGGUUACCGCUGCUCUCAAGCAAACCUGAAGACAGCGGUAUUUCCACAGUACGCCCUCCUUUCAUCAGCAGUGAUAACCCUGUCCGCCAAUCGGCGGGCGAGAAGCUCGGCAGCCGUCAAAUCAACGUCCAGCGUGACUGUAGCUGGGCGGUGCUCUCAGAGGCGACGGGCUAGGUGGCGCUCGGAGAGAGGGGGGAGUUUAUUGCGACGGCAGCGAGACCAGUCGGGUCCGGCGGGGACUGCAGCAGGCAUGGGAGAGGCGGAAGAGAAGGGGUUAACCCUGCUGGGGCGGGACACGGGCCCCGCAGCACCCCACUAGCCCGCCUUGCCUCGCGGCGCUGGUCCCCCCUCCCGGCGCGGCCGUCACCAUAGAGACCGCACGCGAUGGGCAGCAGGCUGAGCCGGGGCCCGCGGCGCUAGCCCGGACUGCAGCUGGGGCGCUCUCGCCGCAGGCGUUAACCCUGCCCCCGCCGUCCGACUCGCCCCGUCGGGGUGGAGCCGCCGCCGCCGCCGCCGCCGCCGGUUCGGUCACGUUCCAGCUCAGCUGGUGAAAAAGAGCAUCUCCGCUUGGACCACGACUCAUCUAUUAUCCUCAGGUUAAAUGGAAUCUACCUCUGGGAGCUGGAUGAUCUGUACUGACAGAGACUCAUCAUAGCAGCUCCACCACAUCUGGAGAUUGCAAUGAGUGGGGGAGGGGAGCAGCCAGACAUCCUCAGUGUGGGAAUCUUGGUCAAAGAAAGAUGGAAAGUGUUGAGGAAGAUAGGAGGUGGGGGGUUUGGAGAAAUUUAUGAUGCUCUGGACUUGCUCACGCGGGAAAAUGUUGCACUAAAGGUCGAGUCAGCUCAGCAACCAAAGCAAGUCUUGAAAAUGGAAGUGGCUGUGUUGAAGAAACUGCAAGGAUUAAAUGAGAUGGAAUUCAGAAAAGUCCCAGAGACGUGGAUAAACUCUUCUUUGUUGGCAGGGAAAGACCAUGUCUGUAGAUUCAUUGGCUGUGGAAGGAAUGACAGAUUUAACUAUGUGGUCAUGCAGCUGCAGGGUCGGAAUUUGGCAGAUCUGCGUCGGAGCCAGUCUCGAGGGACCUUCACCAUCAGUACCACCCUGCGCCUGGGAAAGCAGAUUCUUGAGUCCAUUGAGAGCAUUCACUCUGUGGGAUUCCUGCACAGAGACAUUAAACCAUCAAACUUUGCUAUGGGACGUUUCCCUAGCACGUGUAGGAAGUGUUACAUGCUGGAUUUUGGCUUGGCACGACAGUUUACAAACUCAUGUGGGGAUGUCAGACCGCCACGAGCUGUUGCGGGUUUUCGAGGAACAGUACGCUAUGCAUCAGUCAAUGCUCACAGAAACAGAGAAAUGGGAAGGCAUGAUGACCUCUGGUCCCUGUUCUACAUGUUGGUAGAGUUUGUGGUUGGACAGCUGCCUUGGAGAAAAAUAAAAGACAAGGAGCAAGUGGGCUCCAUAAAAGAGAGAUAUGACCACAGGCUCAUGUUGAAACAUCUCCCCCAAGAAUUCAACAUCUUUCUAGAUCACAUCUCCAAUUUAGAUUACUGUACAAAACCUGAUUACCAGCUUCUCAUGUCUGUGUUUGACAACAGUAUGAAAACUUCUGGAAUCAUUGAAAGUGACCCGUUUGAUUGGGAGAAGAGUGGAACUGAUGGCUCUCUGACGACGACAACAACAUCAACAACUCCUCAGUUACAUACUCGCCUGACCCCAGCUGCAAUUGGAAUAGCCAAUGCCACACCUAUCCCAGGAGAUUUGCUGCGAGAGAACACGGAUGAGGUGUUUCCAGAUGAGCAGCUCAGUGAUGGGGAGAAUGGUAUUCCUGUUGGAGUCUCACCAGAGAAACUGCCUGGGUCCCCUGGGCAUCAACGUCCUCAGGAAAAAGAUGUCUGGGAGGAGAUGGAUGCCAACAGAAACAAAAUAAAGCUGGGGAUUUGUAAGGCUUCUACAGAGGAGGAAAACAGCCAUGGACCAGUGAAUGGACUGCUUAAUGCACCAAGCCUGGGUUCUCCAGUUCGAGUCUGCUCAGAGACCACCCAGGCAGACAGGGAUGUCCCACUGAUGAGAAAGUUACGUUCAAUCCACAGCUUUGAACUGGAGAAACGCUUGACCUUGGAAUCAAAGCCAGACACUGAUAAAUUUCUUGAGACCUGCUUGCAGAAGAUGCAGAAAGACUCAAAUGCUGGGAAAGAAACUGCUGUUGCUGCUCCUCCUCUUCCUCAGAAAAUAUCUGUUCCUGCUGUGGCUGCCCGCACUGACCGUGUCUGGCAUUAUGAUGAAGAAUAUCUCCCUGAAGCUUCUAAGCCUGCUUCAGCCAGUUCUCCAGAACAAGUUGAUGGCAUUGUUAGUAAUGGCUUUUUGGCUGUCAACUUAAGCUCCUGCCGGCAGGAGGUUGAUUCCAAAGAAUGGGUGAUAGUAGAUAAGGAACGGGACUUGCAGGAUUUCAGAACCAAUGGGGCUUUAGUACAUAAAACAACUGGAAGUCCCUCAGAUGAGGAGCCUGAGGUUCUACAAGUCGUAGAGGAAUCCCCCCAAGAGGAACAGCUGAGACUGAGUACUUGGGCAGAAAACAAUGUCCAUGCCAAGAAUGAAGCUUUAGGUGUGGGGUUAGAUCUACCUGUUGAUUAUGCUACUGCUGCUUCUAAACAAUUUACAGAUAAAUUAGAAUUUAUGGCUGGAGUUGCUGGCCAGCUUCUUGCAGCCACACCUUCAAGUCCAAUGGAGGCCCAAGCAGAAGGAGCCCUUACUCUGCUCAACUCAUCUCACAUGCUGCAUUUCUCCACUCCGAGAAUUUCAAGUCCCAUCCUCCGCACCCUGAGCCCUAUUGCCCAUCUGUCCUCCUACUUGGACCCUAAGAAAGAGGCUGGGUUAACCAGGAGUCAAUCAGCAGAGAGCCAUUCCUCCUCUUCCCGCUCAACUGGCCGUAGGCAACUUCCUGUCAUUCCCAGUGGAAACAAGUUUCCCCCUGUCAUUCGCAUCUCAAAAGCACAACUCCAACAGAUAACAAUACCCAGACCAUCAGUAGCAUCCACCCAGUCUGCCUCUGAGAGCUUUCAUUGUGUUCACCAGCUAGAGAAGAGGGACAGAGACACUCAUCCUAUGGAACAUACUGUGGAAUUUUCCUCACCAAAGGAGAAUUUGCCUGGAUUGGUAUUGACAGAGGAUGCACUUCCCACUAGUACCAGCAGAACAGAUCUGGUACUUCAGUUAAAUCAUAUCAGCCAUGAGGUGCUUGAUAGGGAAGGGCACGUCAAAGAAUGUGUCAGUCUCGUAGACUGUGGACAAAAGAACCUAUUUGAACAAUGUAGCAGUAGGGAGGAAGAAAAAGAACAUGGAAAUCUCGCUGUAGAAGCUGAAGAAGGAAGGCUUCCAGUGGUUUCUGAGGCUUCCAUAAAAAUGUCUCACAAAGGGCAGAGUUCUUCUUCACAAGGGAGCUCAAAAUUUGUGGAAGGGAAACCUUCAGCUGCUAUUGAAUCUGUGGAUGAAUCACAGCCAAGGACUUCCUGCUUGGUGCCAAAUUCAGAUGCAAACUAUGAGGUACUGAAGUCAGCAGUAGCUGAGACAUCAGAGGUUUCACCAUCAAGAGUCAUAGACCUUUUUGCUGAUAGACAGGAAAGUGAAAUAGUAGUAGUGCAGGAAAAUGGUUUCCAUGAUAAUGAAGAAAUUGAUCAUAGUGAAGACUUGGAAUGCCACCAGAUGGACCUUACUACAUUUUUUCACCAGGAGGGCAAAAGAGAAAAAAAUGCCCCCAGAAAUGGAGAGCUGUUCCAUUGUAUUUCUGAGAAUGAGAGCUCUCAUCAGUCUAAGAGAGACUUGGUUAGGUCACCUUUUGUAGUCAGACAAAGUCGCAUACCAGUUUUAGCACAAGAAAUAGACUUGACAUCAGAGUCCACUUCUCCUGUUUCCGCAAAGGAAAAGCUUCUCCUAAAGAAGGCCCAUCAGACAGAUUUAGUCAGGCUACUCAUGGAAAAGAGACAGCUCAAGUCUUUCCUUGGUAAUCUCUCAAGUGCCUCUGACAAGUCACUGGAGGAAAAAAUGGCUGCUGCUCCUGUACCAUUUUCAGAGGAUGACGCCUUAUCUGCCUUUUCCAGAUUGACACUGGACUCUCAUGUGGGCAAACAAUCUGAGGAUGGCUCUUUGUCACCAAGCAGCUCUCAGUCCAGAAAGAGCAAGAUUCCAAGGCCAGUAUCCUGGGCUACAACUGAUCAAGUCACCAGUGCAACCUCAGCUCAAUUCUUUCCUCGUCCACCCCCAGGAAAACCACCAACUAGGCCUGGGGUAGAAGCCAGAUUACGCAGGUACAGAGUUCUAGGGAGCAGCAACUCAGAUUCAGACCUUAUCUCUCGUCUGGCUCAAAUCCUUCAGAAUGGAUCUCAAAAACCAAGGAGCUCCACCCAGUGUAAGAGUCCAGGAUCACCACAUAGCCCAAAAACGCCACCCAAAAGCCCGGUCAUCCCUCGACGCAGCCCCAGUGCCUCCCCUAGGAGCUCUUCCUUACCCCGUACAACCAGUUCUUCGCCAUCCCGGGCUGGACGGCCCCAUCAUGACCAGAAGAGUUCAUCCCCACACCUUGGGAGGAGUAAAUCGCCUCCUAGCCAUUCAGGCUCCUCAUCCUCUAGGAGGUCCUGCCAACAAGAGCACUUCUGCAGCAAACCAAGCAAGAACGGUCUGAAAGGAUCCAGCAGCUCCUGCCACCACUCCCCAAACACUAAAACCCCCACAGGAAAGAGCAAAUUGGCUAGUAAACUUAGCAGAUAGGAACUGAGCCUUGACAGAUGUAAAAGCCUUCUCGUAAUUUGAUGCAUGUUGUGUCUGUGUAUUGUCUAUUUAAACAAAAAACAAACGAAAAGAUCAGUGUUGAGUCCUUGCUUUCAAAAGAAAGUAAACAUGAUAAAUUAUUUGACAAUUCAUAGUGUGUAAAUGAGUGGCCAGGCAUUGCCUAAUGACAGGCAGCAAGCAGAUCAGGGAGGGUGGUAGAGGUCAGAGAAGGACAAUCAAAGAUGUGUGGAACAUUUGAAGUUAAAAUUAUCUCUGAAGUGAGUGUUCUAAUAGGGUUUUUUAUUUAUUUAUUGUUUUUAUGUUGUAUACUUAGGAGAUUUGGCCUAAUUAUUUAAGGCCUUUCUCAAAGAAAUGUAAUAGAACCUGAAACAUCCGUUUUUAUUUCCACAAUGACACUACCACCUCUGAAAUAGGUACUGCUCAGGCAUUUAUUUGUAGAAUUUUAAAUAAGCACAUUAUUUGGAAGAUGAUAUUUUUAAUUUGUGAAUCUUUUCAGUGUCAGGCUGUGCACAUCUCUUUCCGAGUCAUUCGCUGUUCAUAUCUUUCUCCCCUCCCCCUGCUCCAAUGGUACAGAUUCCCCUACUUAAAAAAACAAUUACACACUUUACCUGUUCUGUAUACUGAUGACAUUUUAAAAAUAAGUUUUAACAUUUUCUGAGUUUUUAUAGUGAUAUUUUGCAGGGCAUUUGUCUUUUGUUAGUAUCCAAGAACCUUUAAACAUCAGUCAUGUUGCUUUUUUCCUUCUGGAUCCAUGGUUCUCCUCUCCAGGCCUGUAUUAUGUACAUUCUGGAGACAGUCAUUCCAAUCUGAGUUAUGGGAGAAAGAAGAAAAAGUCUUCAGGUGGAGGGUUGUUGCAGACUUACCAUAUAUUGCUGUGUGUAUUUGGUCAGAAGUAUGUAAACUGUCUGAAAGUUUGUCUGAGUGCAAAAGAGAGCCUUUGUUACAACUAUCGUUUUCCCAUUAGUUAUGGACCACUUAAAUCCUUGUUGACUUUAUUCACAAUGUUGCUGUCUUGACAUUAAACCCAAGAUGGCAGUGCUGAGAAGGAGUAGAGAGAACUACAAACUCAGAUUCAUUUUUUACCUUGGAAUUUAGCUUAAGUCUAGAAGAUGAACUGUAUGUGUAUUCUCAGUGCUGAAAGGAGAGUGCAGAGCCUGUACACUUGCUAGGUUAUAGACAAGAGGAAUAAAGGCCUUCACUUCCAUUUCCUACAGAAUCUGAAUGAGAAUAUUUGGCAAUAUAACCAGAAGGAAAACAAAUCUCAGACAACUUCCCUGUUUGGAUUUUUGUCUUCCCUUUUGCCCAAAUGUCUCUUAGGGAAGCCAGACCCCUUCUCUGUGAAUAAAGUCCAUGGUGCCUAUUUUCCCCAAACAAUUUCCUUUAGUACUCACUUAAUAUGCUGUAGAGGAUCAUUGUAGGACACUUUAGGGGUAUGGCAGCCUUUAGUAUGUUCAGAAAUGGACAGUGGAUCAGAAUAGUUUAAAACACAGGAGUACAAGUCUGAAAGGGAUACACUAGCAUCCCUAAUGCUACAUGUCCUAGCGGUGCUGGAUGUGUGGAAGCACUGUCAGUUACUGAUCUGCUUGCUGUAGUCGUAUGCCUUUCUAGCCAGCAUCUGUGUUUUUUAUUUAACCUCUGUUUGCUGCCAAACUAGUACCUUUGGAUUGAAAAGGAAAUAUUUUCUCUCUGAGCUAACACAUUUCUAAUGCUGCAUCACAGCUGCCCUGGAGCUGCACUGAAUUUCACUUGUGCUGUCAGUGUGUGUUGGGAUUUUCUUUUUCCUCCUGUGUAUACUGUUUUCCAUAAGUAAUGUAGCACAGUGUGGAACCUUAGAUUCAUUCAGGUUUCAAGCACUGCAGUGGAAUGCAAUAGGUAGGGCAUACCUGCUGUUUCUGAAGAAACUAUAUUAUUGAAAAGGCUUAUUUCUUUGUAUUAUAUUGUAUAAUAGGUACUAUACUAAUGAUUGCAUGUCCUCGUGGUAAAUUAUAUAAUAUAAAUAUUUAUAAAUAUAUAUAUACAUAUGCUUAUAUAAAUUCACUUACUCUUU